Molecule: messenger RNA, 6082 nt
Organism: Sitophilus oryzae (rice weevil)
Lineage: Eukaryota; Metazoa; Arthropoda; Insecta; Coleoptera; Curculionidae
Gene: Cph
Product: B-cell lymphoma/leukemia 11B
Exons: 5
Coding region: 649-3276 (875 amino acids)
Biological process (GO): regulation of transcription by RNA polymerase II
Cellular component (GO): nucleus
Molecular function (GO): RNA polymerase II cis-regulatory region sequence-specific DNA binding; DNA-binding transcription factor activity
Source: RefSeq, a predicted model, not a curated record
UGUUAAAUCCUGAGCGCCCCAGCAGCGUUAACGGCGGUUACCGGAGCCGUACCGGAACACGACUUCCGGAUGCCCGCUGGCCGUCCCCCACUCCGCCAACGCUCGCGCAUCGCAUCCCUUUAGAUCCCCUCCCGCCCCGGCCGCCCCGCCGGCACUCAAACCCACCCCUCCGUCUUCGUCCUGCUGCCGCGGCGCGGCGCACUACACACACGUUUCUCUCUCACAGGACCGCUGGCUAGUAAGUAGCCCGCGCGAGCUCAACCGAAGGUCGCCGACCGUUACCGAAGUAUCCACGGGGCUUGAAAGCUGCCCGCUGGAUCUAGACGCCGGCACACGCGUUUGGACCAUCGAGAUAGCCAGUGGUCCAGGAACACACGCAGGCAGCAUCAUCUCCGCUUUCGCAGGACUGUCAUUACGUAUUUGUCCUGAGCGCUCCGUUUUCAUUCGGUCGAGUACCAACUGACCAUUUAUUUGUUUUCGAUGUGGUCGCACCGGAUGUCGGACUGUAAUUUUUUUCGGGCGAGGACUAAGUGAUGGAGCGCAGCAGGAAGAAAAGUUUUUUGUGAUUGUUGUUUAUUUUCCUUUGAUUUUGUUAUGAACUAGUUUUUUGUUUUCGUCGGCGAACCAGAGACUUACAAAGUUUUCAAGAUGAGAAUUAAAAUGCCGGCAGUGAGAAUUGCUCAAGGUAAAUUUGCUGGUCACACAAUUCGACGUAUGCACUUUGUAACAGACGCAGAUGGAGCAGAACUAUCGGACAGCCACCAAGAUAUCUUAACUUGCGGCAUCUGUCAGAAACAUUUCGCUCUGUCCGACAUCGUGAGGUUCAUCCAGCACAAAAUUCAAACGUGCAACAAAGAAAAUUUCGGCCAGUGCUACAUCAACCCUGAAAGGGAAAGGGACAACGACGACGGAUCCCUACCUUUAAGUUCCAUCAACAGCAGAAGACCUAGCAUAUCUGCUCCUAUUAGUAGUAAGAAGAAUUCCGGAAGUAGAGUGCAUACACCUCCACCUGCGAGUCCAAGGUUACCAGCUCCAGGAGAUUUAUGUGUGGAUGGAGCGGCGUCGUCGACUCCAAAAAGAAGAGCUUCGUCGCCAUUGACCACGUCGACGAGUACCGAUGACGGUGAAGAUCACAAGCCGAUCAUCAAGCAGGAGAGGAUCGAUACCACGACGUCUUCCCCUGAAGAAAACUCGCACAAGAAGUCCAGGACUGAAGUGGCGGAUGCUGAAAGCAACACGACACAUAGCGAACCGAGCAACUACCUCUGUUCGACAUGCAAGGCCAGACUUCACUCAGCUUGGCGAUUAGUGCAACACGUUCAACAUGCCCACGGCAUUAAAAUUUACGUUGAGUCAUCGCCGGGAUCAUCAAAAUGUAGUAACAGCACCAGCGGCAGUAGCAACAACAACCAUUCUACAAGUUCAGCUUCAAGUAGUUCAUCGGGUUGUUCAUCGGGUGCUUCUGGAAUUCCACCUCAAGCACCAAAUAUGCGUCAUCCACUGCUUCCACCACCAGAUCUACCCAACCCGUUUGGAGUAGGAGGACUUUUGAGAUUACCGUUGCCCCCGUUAAAUCACGGCAUGAACCCUAAUCUACCUCCGGCACCACUAUUUUCUCGUCCGGAUCAUCAUUAUCGCAUCGAUCAACUCGUAAGCGAACAGUUCAGACAUCACGGACUUAACCUGGCGGCGGCAGCUGCAGCAGUAGCUGCUGGAGGUGUUCCACAACCUCACAGCUUUCCAUCGCCGGCAGAAAGGGCCAAUUCAGUAACUAACUUACCACCAAGGGAUCGGAGUACACCAAAUCAGCCCUUAUCACUGGAACCACAGCUGGAUUUUUACUCACAGCGGUUGAGAGCAUUAGCAGGAACAACAAGUCCUGGGGUAGCACAGGCGAGCUCCCCGAGCCCCAGGAAGCUUUCACCGCCUUUUACAAGUCCCUCGCCCUCGCAAGUGCCGCCAACUUCAAUCCAAAAUAAUUUGAGCUCGUCGAGUAACCACAGUAACCCAACAAGCAGCAGUAGCAAUAACAAUAAUCAUAGUUCUAGUAGCGGGAAUAGUGGCAAUAGUUCAAGCAGACCACCUAGUACAUCUCCGCCGAACAAAAGCAGCGGAGACGAGCAUUUAGUUAAUACGCCAAGAUCGGCAUCCACACCACCAGGAAAACCGGGUUCCCCUCGAAACUCACUUUCCUCCGACGCUGUACACGCCUGUGAUUAUUGCGGUAAAAAAUUUCGUUUCCAAAAUAAUUUGGAAGUUCACAGACGUUCCCACACGGGCGAAAUGCCGUAUAAGUGUACCGUUUGUGAUCAAGCUUACGCUGGUAGCAGCAAGUUAAAGCGACAUAUGAAAAUUCAUCGAACACCCGAAGACCGUACUAGUAACGCUGGUUCGGUUGAAACUCUCGACGGUGAAGAUAGUGAAGAAGAUGACGAGCUUGACGAUGAAGACGAAGACGAGGAAGAUAUGGACGGAGAAGAAGAAGAAGCCGAAGAUUUAACCGUACCCAGUCAGGGUUCAAAAAACGGCAAUCCCAGCCAAGCGUCGCUGGUUGGUGAGCUCAUGGAUAAAUUCGGUUUGAGCAAUAUCGCGCAAUACAGUGAAGCUUAUAAACAAGCCUUGCAAGAAAGUAGUUCUGCUCUAAAACUACAAAUGCAGGCGAGCAAAGAUAGGGAUAACAAUAACACGUCCCUGGCGACGCAACUGAAAAUUCGCGAGGAAUUUACGAAAGGAUUAUUAACGGGGCCUCCUCCAGGACCUCUACCAUUGUUUCCUCCAUUUAACGACACAUACGAAGCAACGAAAAGACUAAAGCUAGACCUGGAACGGAACGAUUGGUGGUUAUCCGGCAUGCAGCGAGAAAACAAAGGAGUUCCAGGUCCCAGUGCUUUACUACCCAAUCCCCUGAUGAAAAAAGAGUCGCGCCGUAAUGACACUUGCGAGUUUUGCGGUAAAGUUUUUAAGAACUGCUCCAAUCUGACCGUUCAUAGACGCUCCCACACCGGCGAGAAACCGUACAAAUGCGAGUUGUGUUCGUACGCUUGCGCGCAGAGCUCGAAACUAACGCGGCACAUGAAAACUCACGGCCGAAUAGGCAAGGACGUGUACCGAUGCCGGUUCUGCGAGAUGCCUUUCUCCGUACCUUCCACGUUGGAGAAACACAUGAGGAAAUGUGUGGUGAACCAGGGGAAAGGUCACUUGUUGAGCACCUUGCCGAUGUUGAGUGGCGACGAGGACUCGUCCACGAGCAUAGCUUCGAAGGAAGCAGCUACAUGACUCUUUCCAUGGGGCGGAAUGCCACGCUUUCCUGCUCCUCCACCCAGUAUAACGUACUAGUCGUUUUUUUUUGUAUAUGUAAAUCGUUUUAGGCAAAAUAUUGUUGGUGUAAAGUUUGUGAAAAUUGGUAGAUGUAUUAUGACAGUUUUCUACUACCAACGAAUUAAUAUUACUGUAUGGCGUGUGGUAAGUUACUUUGGGCACGCUAUAUAAAAGUGUUUUGUGCGUUUUUGGAAACUUCCGAUUUUCUUCAAGAAACUUUAAUGGCUGUAUUCGAUUUUACUGAUGUUAUAUGUGAUACCUGUUUUAUUUAAUUGUAGUCCUAUUUGUAACAUACAUUUAUAUACGUGCGACAACGAAAGACGGUCAUUAAUUUUUUUAUUCGCGAAAAUGUACAUUACACCCCUUGUUACCUUAGUUAUGUACUUUUGUAUAAAAUAAAAUACUACUAAAUGUAAAAUAAUCCCCAAUUAAGUUCCUACGGAAAAAACUUCAUUGGGAAUUGUUGUUGUAUUUGUAACCGAUACCAAAGCAAUGUUUUUCAUUAUUAUUAUUAUUACUUAUUGAGUUUAUCCAUUGUAUUGUAUAAUAUAUUCAUAGUUAGAUUAAGUUUUGUUGUUUGAGACUGAGGGUUGUGUCUCUGAAUUCGGUUUGAGACGCAGGACAAACUUCCAUUGCUGUACUUACCCGAGUCCGGGCUGAAUUGUGACCAAUCCGCCUCACAUUCCCUAUCAUAUCAUUUCUUUUUUAUGAUUAUUAUUGGGCCAGUACGAAUGUAAAUAGUAUUUAUUACAGACUUACACAGUAUUUAUCUUCGACUGUAUUGUAUAACCGAGAUUUAUACUACUUAAACAAAGUUACUUAAUUCCAAUGUGUAUAGUAUUAUUAUUUUUAUGUAUAGGGUCACGUUUUUCGAGUUGGUGUUAGAGACAAAAAUAAGAUGUAUUUAUAAAUUAUCUACAAGAGAGAAAAUACACAAAAUAGAAACAAAUUCAGGGUCAAAAUUAAAUUUAUCGCUUGACAAGAAUAAACUGGUUUAAGGCGCGUACAGAUACAGCGAACGAAGGCGUACAAAUUCGUCAGAAUGAUGUGUACGUAUCAAGGUGGGUAUUCACACUACAUACGUUCGUUCGGUAGUAGUGUGUACGAGAUUGAAUUACAGAACCGAACGAAGGAAAUCGAACCAUUCGUUUUUCGAUUCGCCAUCACGACGAAGAAAUAUAUUAGUGAUUGUUAUACGACGAAGAAAUAUAUUAGUGAUGUUCCAAGUGUUGUAUUAGAGAAACUUUGGUAACGCAUUCUGUAGAUAAAAAUAAGUAAAGAAGUUCGUAUAAAUGUACGUCCUAAAAUGCUUGGUUUCGAAGAUACUGGGUGUAGAAGUUUCAUUUUUAUUUAUGAAAAUUGGUGUCUGGUAGUUUUUUUCACAUGCUAAAUAUGAUUUCUAUGUCAUUUAUGUCUCUUAGUUGUAGGGGGCGCCAAGUGCAUACUGUUUAACUAAUAAGUAGGAAUAAUAAUUUUUCGCUCGUACCUGUAUAAAACUACAAAGUGAAAAAAUAUAUUUGGAUUCGAAAUAAUAUAUUAUAUUCAUUAACAAAAAUUGGACAUGUGGACUAGAUAGUCACUAGACUGAAAUCAAAAAUCUCAAAUGUUUUUGAGCCAAAGGUCUCUGUUAAAACUGUUUCAUCACAGUUCUUCCUAGAAAAAUAUAUGAUUAAUUUUGAAAAAAUAAAAAACUCCCAGAUUUAUUAUUUCAGUCAAAUAACUAUCUUGUCAACAUGUUUAUUUCUUUCGUCAAUAAUGACAUGUAUUGAUAAUUUAUAUCCCAAUAAGUAUUUUGAGAACGGUUUCGAUCGAUCUCAGCGAUUUUUUUCCUGGAGACUUUUUUACUUAGGAUUUUAUUAGAGGCAUUAUUUAUAUUAUUUCAGAAAUUAUUUGGAAAAAAUCGAAAUAAAAAUGAAACUUCUGCAUCUCCCAAAUUAAACAUUAUAGGAUAUAAAUUUAUACGAACCGUUUUUAUCUAUUUGUAUCGGUAGAUUACAGUGCCGAAUUUUCGCGAAUAUAAUUUAAACCUCACUGUAUAUCAAUUAACCUGAGAAUAUCCUCGUUUUUCCACUCCAUACUUUUCGCGUUCGCGUCAAAGAUCCCUUAGGCUACUCUCACAGUAGAUGCGCGAUUUACAAAAAUGCACGGGACCGUCCGAAUUGGUAAUCUUGGUCUAAGGUUGAGUUAACACAGUGACAUUGAUAAAAAGUCGCGAACAACAGUUGCGGGAAUAAUUAAAACGUUUCGUUUCGGGAAUUAUAUUUUCUAGAAAAUACCUUGUUAUGACGGCGAAUCAUUUGCAAAAAAAGAAGUGCAUAAGUGAUUGAGAUACUAAAAAAAGAAAAGAAUUCGGUGAUUUUUCAACAUCUUCAGGAAGAUACUUCUUUUCAGAAAGACCUUUGUAAAUUGCGGUAGUGAUAAAUCAAUUAACUUUUCGGUAUCGAUUUUAAUUUUUAAUAGAAACGCUUCAAGAAAAGUGCGGGCAACGCAAAUAUCCCAUCCAGACGGGAUCUGUUUACAAGUUUGUAUACGCGCGAACUAACCUGCAGCUACUGUGAGAGUUUUGAUGAUCUGUGAAUACCCAGCUUUAGCGAAGACGUUCACAACGUGAAAAAAUCGUUCGGUAUACGUUCGUUGUAUCUGUACGCGCCUUUAUAGCCUAAGAGCUGACGACAUAUUUAGAGAACAUAUUUUAGGCAAGCUAAAAUAACUAAAAAUGUAUAGUUUAUUAACUGGUGAACCCAGAAUCCUAAGUCUGGCUGGG